AACGAGUCGGUUGGGAGGCGUGUAGCAAUAGUGUUCUGCGGUGGGGUGCUGUAUUACAAUGAGGGACGAACUAGCCAAUGUAAAUCACGACACGACAGUGAGAGGACAGGACAGCAACUGCAGCGCAGUCGCUGCGUAGUCUGGCAGGCUAUUGCCCAGUUUAUUGGAAACAUUGGCUAUUGGGUCAACAAAGGCAGUGUAAAUCUGCUUCGUUGUCAUUUACCAUUACCUAGCAAGAAGACGGAGUAGUCACAUCUGAAAAGCAGAUUAGCUUAACUACGGACGGAGGUGAUUUUCAAAUUAAGAAGAGAUGGAGGGGGAGCAUUUCGAACAGAGGGACCCGGGUCAGAGGCACAGCUCUGGUGGCGCACGAGCUAAUGGGUUGUCCAGUCCACCACAUAGCGCGCACAGCAGCUUGUUCCGCACGCGCACACUAAAGGCGCUAAGUUUAGAGAAGAAGGCAAGGAAGGUGCGGUUCUACCGGAAUGGAGAUCGGUAUUUCGACGGCAUUGUCUGCGCCAUCUCUGUCGACAAAUUUGGAUCUUUUGGUGCACUACUGGCCGACUUGACCCGCUCCCUUUAUGAUAACGUUAACUUACCGCAGGGGGUCCGGACCAUCUAUUCAGUUGAUGGGUUAACAAAGAUCACAUCUGUUGAUCAGCUUGUGGAAGGGGAGAGUUAUGUAUGUGCAUCUAUUGAAGCUUACAAAAAGAUCGACUACACCAAGAAUGUCAAUCCUAACUGGUCUGUGAAUGUGAAGGCCUCAGCCAAUAGUAAACCACCACCUUCCUUGGCAAGUACAAAACUAGGAUCCACUGAGGUGAAGAUGUACAAGGAUUUCAUCCGGCCUAAGUUAGUGACCAUCGUCCGCAAUGGCAUGAAGCCUCGCAAGGCAGUACGCAUCCUGCUCAACAAGAAGACAGCCCACUCGUUUGAGCAGGUCCUCACUGAUAUUACCGAUGCCAUCAAGCUUGACUCGGGUGUGGUCAAGCGGAUCUACACUCUGGAUGGCAAUCAGGUCACAUGCCUUCAGGACUUCUUUGGGGAGGAGGAUGUCUUCCUCGCAUGUGGCUCCGAGAGGUUCCGCCAUCAGGAUGACCUUCUGUUGGACCAGCAUGAGACCAGGGUGGUGAAAGCCAGGAGUGUCGGCCUGUCCCUCCGAAGCCAGUCCACCUCCGGCUCAGUGAAUGGGACUUCAGCAAGUCCAGUGUCGACGACGCCUCAUUCUGUGAAAUCUCCCAGCCCCUCACCAAUCAGCCAAGCCAGCCUGAUAAAACGCAAGGGCUCUACUGGCUCCUCAAUCUCUCUUGACUCUGCAAAGGUCUCCACAGAUGAGGGAGAUGGACAGAUCACUGAUGAACAGACGACUGAUGGACAGAUAAGUGAUGCUGAGGUGGAACCUGAAUUUACCCCUGAGGUUGCCCCUGAAGUUGUCCCUGAGGUGGAUGACUACCCAGUGGUGCCAGCCUCUAUCUCUGACCGGUAUAAAGUUGGGCGCAUGAUUGGUGACGGGAACUUUGCCGUGGUGCGGGAGUGCGUGGAGUAUUCCACCGGACGGGCAUACGCUCUGAAGAUCAUCAACAAGGGCAAAUGUCGGGGAAAGGAGCACAUGGUCCAAAAUGAGGUGGCCAUCUUGAGGAGGGUGAAGCAUCCAAACGUUGUGCUGCUGAUCGAAGAGAUGGACACAUACAGUGAACUCUACCUGGUCAUGGAACUGGUCAAGGGGGGAGACCUUUUCGAUGCCAUCACCUCAGCAAACAAAUACACAGAGCGCGAUGCCGGUCGUAUGCUGUUCCACCUGGCCAACGCCAUCAAAUACCUCCACAGCCUGAACAUUGUGCACCGGGACAUCAAACCUGAGAACCUGCUGGUUUACGAGCGCCAGGACGGGGCCCAGUCUCUGAAGCUGGGGGACUUUGGCUUGGCCACGGUUGUGGACGGACCUCUCUACACUGUGUGUGGCACCCCAACUUAUGUAGCACCGGAGAUCAUAGCAGAAACCGGGUAUGGCCUUAAGGUGGACAUCUGGGCAGCAGGAGUCAUUACGUACAUUUUGCUGUGUGGUUUCCCCCCCUUCCGUGGAAGCAAUGAUGACCAGGAGACGCUGUUUGACAACAUCCUCUUGGGACAGCUAGAAUUCCCCCUCCCAUACUGGGACAAUGUCUCAGACUCUGCAAAGGAGUUGAUCAAAUCCAUGCUGCAGGUAGAGGCGGAUCAGAGAUACACAUCUCUGCAAGUGCUGGAGCAUCCGUGGGUCAAUGAUGACGGCAUGUCUGAGAAUGAGCACCAGCUGUCUGUAGCAGGGAAGAUCAAGAAGCACUUUAACACCAGCCCCAAACCCAACAGCACGCUGGACCAGGAGCUUGCUCUCCAGAGGUCUGGCUCUUUGGACUUCUACCAGCACCCGGGCAUGUACUGGAUAAGACCCCCACUCUUGAUAAGGAGGGGCAGGUUCUCCGAUGAAGAUGCCACCAGGAUGUAAGGGGGUCCAGACCAGACCUGCCACCAGACCAUAGAGCCGCCCAGUAGCCACCACCGCUCCCACCUCUUCCCUCUUCCCUCACCCCACACCGCCAUCACAUCAGAGUCUGGAGACUACACCCCAGCGAUCAUCCGACAGGAGGCUACUCUCCCAGCUCUCCCUCCUACAGAGCGUGGAGGGAGUGUGGUGGGAAGACCCAAUGGAAGGGAAGGGUGGAAGGGGUGUACGAGGAUUCGGGUGAUGAGGGAAAACAAAGAGAGAAAGUGACUUUGAGACUUUGUGAGAAACUUACAUUCCAUAAUCACGCUCAGAGAAAUGGGUAUGGGGUGAUCAGGAAAUGUGCUUGUGUGGGGCUGAGGGAGUAUUUACCCUUUUUUAUAUUCUUGUUCAUUGACUUUGUUUACUCUUAGCACUUACCAGACAUACCAUACAUGUAUGGAAUCUUCUGGAAUCUCUCCAUACUAAGCUUACACGCAGCAGUAUUGAGUUUGAUCAUGUAUAGUCAUGUUGAAUAAUGAGUAGUUCAAAGGACUACUUUACAACUACCUGAUUCUCCAUCUAAAAACGUUUACUGUUGUUUCCUUUUUUGAACAUUAUUUUUUUUGCCAUUUACUGUCAUUUUACCAAAAAUACAUGUGAAAAUCGAAUUCAUGCCAACAGAGUGCUCAGUACUAGAUAUUAGUAAACAUUAGGCAAUAGAGGCUUAGAAAUCAGUUCAAUAUUCCAUGGGCAUCCAUUUCCUCUGCUGUCACCUUCGAAAGAUUCAGAGACUCGCCAUACGCAAUAUUUAACCUACCUAUGUAUACCAUUGAGGUGGGAGCAUUUUGUAUGCUAUGUACAUAGUAUUAUUCUUAUUAUUUUAGUAUCCACAAUCUAUUUCUUUAUCUCAGCCAGAGCACAUAAAAAGCAAACCGUUCUUAAUGUUUAUCAGUGUAUACAUGUAGGUAUCAUAAGCCCAAGCAAGCACAAUAGCGUCAACAUUUACCGAGUCCCAUUUGGUAGGUAAGCGCUCAGUUAGUGCGUGUCCAUGCUAACCUACAGGGAGAUCGUGUUUGUCGGGUGGCGAGUAUGCGAGUCACAUUGUCAUGGGUGCAAUCCAGACAGGGCAGCUCUUCAGGGAUUGGACGGAAGA
Clupea harengus (Atlantic herring) is the source of this 3614-nucleotide messenger RNA. Its product is annotated as serine/threonine-protein kinase DCLK1. Lineage: Eukaryota; Metazoa; Chordata; Actinopteri; Clupeiformes; Clupeidae. Gene Ontology annotation, biological process: intracellular signal transduction; protein phosphorylation. The record is from RefSeq and is a predicted model, not a curated record. Gene Ontology annotation, molecular function: protein kinase activity; ATP binding.